UGGUGCCGGUGCGGCGGGCGCUGCCGGGCGAGGCGGGAUGCGGGCGGCCCACGGGCUUUGCGCGGCGCUGGCCCUGCUCCUGCUGCCGGCCGGUGGCCGAGCGCUGCGCGACGGGGACUGCGAGGUGUGUGUCACAUUCCUGGGAAGGUUCUACCAGAGUCUAAAGGACAACGACAUUGAAUUCACACCUUCCAGUAUUGAAAAGGAGCUCUUGAAAUCCUGCAAAGAAGCAAAGGGCAAAGAGAACCGCCUGUGCUAUUACAUUGGGGCCACAAGUGAUGCAGCCACCAAAAUCAUUAACGAGGUAUCAAAGCCCAUGAGUCACCACAUCCCUGUGGAAAAGAUCUGUGAGAAGCUAAAGAAGAAAGACAGUCAGAUCUGUGAACUAAAAUACGACAAGCAGAUCGACCUAAGCACCGCCGACCUGCGCAAGCUGCGUGUCAAGGAGCUGCGGAGGAUCCUGGAUGAUUGGGGCGAGGUGUGCAAGGGCUGUGCUGAGAAGUCCGACUUCAUCCGCAGGAUCCACGAACUGAUGCCCAAGUACGCGCCGAGGGCGGCCGGCGCCCGGGCAGACCUCUGAGGGCCGAGACCGGGGCGACCCUGGGGCGAUGCCGGGGCUCUGAGGGGCGAGACCGGGGCUGCAAGGGGACUGUGAGGGGCGACCUCGAGGCUCUGUGGGGCGAUCCCGGCCCCGCGCUUUGUACGGGACUUUCAUUAAAGUUCGCCGGUGUGUACCGGG
Messenger RNA from Corvus hawaiiensis (hawaiian crow), 739 nucleotides. RefSeq names its product mesencephalic astrocyte derived neurotrophic factor (gene MANF). The transcript is spliced from 4 exons. Gene Ontology annotation, cellular component: endoplasmic reticulum. Gene Ontology annotation, biological process: dopaminergic neuron differentiation; neuron projection development. The record is from RefSeq and is a predicted model, not a curated record. The coding region runs from base 38 to 580 and encodes 180 amino acids. NCBI's taxonomy places the organism in Eukaryota, Metazoa, Chordata, Aves, Passeriformes, Corvidae.